This is a messenger RNA of Lachancea meyersii CBS 8951, 678 nucleotides long. Lineage: Eukaryota; Fungi; Ascomycota; Saccharomycetes; Saccharomycetales; Saccharomycetaceae. The record is from the annotation of a GenBank genome assembly.
AUGGGCAAAAUUACCACUUCCUCUGCAAUCAUCCACUUGGCAAGCUUCUGCACCAGCAGUUGGGGCGAAUACCGAGCUGUCAAGGUCGUCCUUCCUGCGGGUUUGCGUGACGCAGGCCAUCGCCAGUUCCUCACCAAUAUCGCAGUGAUGGCCACGAUCGUGACCAACGCACUGACCUUGCUAUCGUAUUUCCGCAGAGAAAAUCGGUUUCUAGUGCGUGUUAGUCGUCAGUUUGCACUCCCUCUAGCGCUGGUUCUUGAAACUGUGGUCGCGUUGGUGUACUGGCCGCUGCGGUUAUUCUUUCUGCCCCUAAUCAUGCACAACGUCAGAGACGGCUCCAGGGUCCCACUGCCCUUGUCUGUGGACUGUGCCAUCCAUCUUCUGCCUGUGCUAUAUCUGGCAAUGGACUAUCUGGUGCUUGAGCCAGCGCCUUUCCAGAUGUCCAAAAAAACGGCGUGGCUAGUGGUGACGCUACUGGGAAUCGGGUACAACCAGUAUCUCACAGUUUUGGUCGACCGAGACGCCGGUGCGGUUUACCCGUAUCCUUUUCUAGAAGUCCAAGAACCUUACAAGACUGUGAUAUUCGGAGCUGUCACCAGCAUCGCCUGGAUCUGGUUUGUUAUCUACAAAAGGCUACACACGAAAUUGAGACGGCAGCAAAGACCGGCCAAAGCCUGA